Micromonas commoda is the source of this 1275-nucleotide messenger RNA. RefSeq lists its product with no specific name. Gene Ontology annotation, molecular function: mRNA binding. The transcript has 2 exons. NCBI's taxonomy places the organism in Eukaryota, Viridiplantae, Chlorophyta, Mamiellophyceae, Mamiellales, Mamiellaceae. Gene Ontology annotation, biological process: mRNA splice site recognition. Bases 1 to 1275 code for a protein of 424 amino acids. Gene Ontology annotation, cellular component: U1 snRNP; U2-type prespliceosome. The record is from RefSeq and is a predicted model, not a curated record.
AUGGCAUCGAUGGCAGAGAUGCUCGAUCAGCUCAUGGGCUCGGAGCGCAACCUCCUCCCGGAGCAAAGAACCAACCGCAAGGUGCAGUACAACGACCCGGACGUGUGCAAGUACUACCUCUGCGGGCUGGACGUCAACAUGUUCAAGAACACGCGGAGCAACGACGACCUCCAGCGGCACAUUGCCCCAGAGGACAUCAGCAAGAUCCAGAGCGAUGAGCUGCGCGAGACGUUCAACUCCCUCCCCUCGCCCGAUCGCGCCAAGACCGGGUACGAGGCGCAGACCAAGCGCCUGUUAGACGUGGUCGUGCGCGAGUGCGACAGCCGCAUCAGGCGGCAGAACGAGCGAUGCGAGGAGAUGAACAAAGUCUCCGCCGAGCUCAAGCCGGAGCAGAAGAGAAUCAUCGACACCUACAACAAGCAGAUAUCCGAGUACGCCGUCAAGGCUGAGAAACUGGGAGAGGAAGGCGAGGUGGACGCCGCGCAGCAGGCGCUCGCGGAGAGCGAGCGGCUCAAGGCACUGCGCGACCAGGCCGAGGCCCGCUUCGGGAGCGCCGCCAAGACGAUGUUCGCGUGUCCGGUGUCCGGCGUGCUGAUGUCCUCCGUCGACAACGACGAACGAAAGGUGGAGCACGAGACCGGGAAGCAGUACGUGGGUUGGACGCGGUGCAGGGAGCUGCAAAAGGAGCUCGCGGAGAAGAUUCAGGCGUACGUGCGCGCGGGGCACGUCAAACCGUACAGACCGCCGGUGCCGCAGGGAUACGACCGGGGCCCGGGCCGCGGCGGACACGGCGACGCGAGGGGAUGGGGAAGGGACAGCAGGCCGCCAUUCUCGGCGCGGAACCAGGGCAGGGGCAUGGACAGGGACAGGGACCGAGACAGGGACCGAGACAGGGACCGAGACCGGGACAGGGACCGGGACCGGGACAGGGACAGGGACCGGGACAGGCGUCGGGACGGUUCGAGGGAUCGGAGGGACCGAAGCAGGGACAGGCGCAGGGACCGCGACAGGGACCGGGACAGAGACAGGGACCGUGACAAGGACCGUGACAGGGACCGCGACAAGGACCGGGACAAGGACCGCGACAGGAACCGCGACAGGGACCGCGACGAGGAUUACGAUCGGGACAGGAAGCGGCGACGCGAUCGAAGCCGGAGCCGGAGCCGGAGCCGGAGCCGAAGCCCGAGGAAGAAGGACCGCCGCGAAAGGGAUAAGGAGGACAGGGACAGGGACAGGCGCAGGUCCCCGGACCCAAGAGACUCGAGGAGGAUGUGA